Messenger RNA from Papaver somniferum (opium poppy), 2554 nucleotides. RefSeq names its product nucleolar GTP-binding protein 1-like. The record is from RefSeq and is a predicted model, not a curated record. Lineage: Eukaryota; Viridiplantae; Streptophyta; Magnoliopsida; Ranunculales; Papaveraceae. Gene Ontology annotation, molecular function: GTPase activity; RNA binding; GTP binding. The transcript has 3 exons. Gene Ontology annotation, cellular component: nucleolus. Bases 157 to 2187 code for a protein of 676 amino acids. Gene Ontology annotation, biological process: ribosomal large subunit biogenesis.
AUAGCUAUAAAACUUUAAACCCUGAUUUUCAUCUGCUUUGUCUUUCUCAAAGGCCAUCUUCUCUCCAUCUACGGCCGACCCUAAAACGUAUUUCUUUAAAACUUUCUCGAACUCGAAUCAGAUUUAUUAUCGAAGGGUACUUCGGAGUUGUGAAAGAUGGUGCAAUACAAUUUUAAGAAGAUUACAGUGGUUCCCACUGGGAAGGACUUUGUUGACAUCAUACUCUCUCGUACUCAGCGCCAGACACCAACUGUUGUUCACAAGGGAUAUGCUAUCAACAGAUUAAGACAGUUCUACAUGCGUAAGGUGAAAUACACACAGACAAACUUUCAUGACAAGCUUUCAACUAUUGUUGAUGAGUUUCCUCGUCUAGAUGAUAUCCAUCCUUUCUAUGGAGAUCUCCUUCAUGUUUUAUACAACAAAGAUCAUUACAAGCUUGCCCUUGGUCAGAUUAACACUGCAAGAAAUCUCAUUAGUAAAAUAUCCAAGGAUUAUGUGAAGCUUUUGAAGUAUGGGGAUUCCCUUUAUAGAUGCAAGUCACUGAAAGUUGCCGCACUUGGAAGAAUGUGUACUGUCAUUAAGCGUAUAGGCCCUAGUUUGGCUUACUUGGAGCAGAUUAGACAACACAUGGCAAGGCUCCCAUCUAUAGACCCCAACACCCGUACUAUCUUGAUUUGUGGGUACCCAAAUGUUGGUAAAAGCUCUUUUAUCAACAAAAUUACUAGGGCUGAUGUUGAUGUUCAGCCAUAUGCCUUCACCACAAAGUCCCUCUUUGUUGGACAUACUGAUUACAAGUACUUGAGGUACCAGGUGAUUGAUACUCCAGGGAUCUUGGAUCGCCCUUUUGAAGACAGGAAUAUUAUUGAGAUGUGCAGUAUUACGGCUCUUGCUCAUCUGAGAGCUGCUGUGUUGUUCUUCUUGGAUAUAUCUGGAUCGUGUGGAUACAGCAUUGCUCAACAGGCGGCUCUCUUCCACAGCAUCAAAUCGCUGUUUAUGAACAAGCCUUUGAUUAUUGUGUGCAACAAGACUGAUUUGCAGCCGUUGGAUGGUCUCUCUGAGGAAGACAUGAAUUUGGUCAAGGAGAUGAAGGCAGAAGCUAUAAAGACUGUGAUAGGUGCAGGUGGUGAACCAAAUGAUGAUGAGAAUGUUCUAUUGACUAUGAGUACUUUGACAGUGGAGGGAGUGAUAUCUGUGAAGAAUGCAGCCUGUGAAAGACUAUUAAAUCAAAGGGUGGAACUAAAAAUGAAGUCAAAGAAGAUCAAUGAUUGCUUAAAUCGGUUUCACGUAGCAGUUCCAAAGCCAAGAGAUCAGAAAGAAAGGCCAGCUUGUAUACCUCAGCAAGUUCUAGAGGCAAAAGCUAAGGCAGCUGCCGAGAAGGAAAAGAAGAAGCUUGAAAGAGAUUUGGAGGAAGAGAAUGGUGGGGCUGGUGUUUACUCCGCUAGCUUGAAAAAGCACUAUAUCUUAGCACACGACGAGUGGAAAGAAGAUAAAAUGCCAGAGAUUCUUGAUGGCCAUAACGUCUAUGAUUUCGUCGAUCCUGAUAUUUUAGAAAGGCUUGAAGAGUUGGAAAGGGAAGAGGGACUUCGUCUAGAACAGGAAGGGGAUGAGGAGGAUGUUGAGAUGGAUAGUAAGGAGUUGACCCCAGAAGAAAAAGACGCUUUAGCUGCCAUCAGGAAGAAGAAAAGUUUGCUCAUUCAACAGCAUAGGAUUAAGAAGAGCACAGCAGCGAGUAGGCCUGUUGUACCAAGAAAACAUGACAAGGACAACAAGUUCACAACACAGAGGAUGGGGAGGCAGCUGUCUGCAUUGGGUAUUGAUCCUUCCAAAGCUAUUAACCGUGCCCGUAGUAAAUCCAUAGAAAGGGGAAGAAAGAGGGAGAGGUCUAGGGGAGACAGUGAUGUCGAUGCUAUGGAAAUGGAUGAUGAUCGGGCCAACAAAAAGUUGCGACUGAGGUCUCAAUCACGCCCAAGGUCAAGGUCAAGCUCACGACCACCUGGUGAAAUUGUUCCUGGAGAAGGUUUCAGAGAUGCUCUCCAGAAGAGUAAGGCUUUGAAACUUGCACAUGGAGCAUCAAAGAAGAGGAACAAGGACGCUAAGAGGGGAGAAGCGGAUAGGACAAUUCCAACUCUCAGACCAAAGCAUUUAUUCUCUGGGAAGCGUGGAGUUGGAAAGACCGAUAGACGUUAAGAUAGCUAAGGUAAUGUUGUGGAGUUCAAGCAAUUGCGCCAAACUUUAUUUUUUCUGCUUUCUUCAAUUUUCUGGUAGAGAAAUUAGACAAGUUAUGCUUAUUGUUACUUUUAUUUGUCUUGUUGAGAGGGGUUUGUCGCAAAUUUAUAUAGAUUACAGUUUGAUUUUCUUUCUGAUUAAGUACUGCAAUUUUGUUUUUAUGUUGGCAGAGCUGUCUUGUAGAGUCUAGGCCAGCUAGGCUAGAGCUCAAAUUGUUGGGGCGCAAAUGUUUUUCUUUAUCUUUUUUGUUUGUUUUUCUUCGCCAUACAGGCAGGCUCUUACAUAGUGGUUCAAACUGAAUGUCCUCUUCCAGUAAAUUCUUAUCAAA